Messenger RNA from Cornus florida, 1074 nucleotides. Its product is annotated as putative F-box protein At4g38870. Lineage: Eukaryota; Viridiplantae; Streptophyta; Magnoliopsida; Cornales; Cornaceae. The record is from RefSeq and is a predicted model, not a curated record. Gene Ontology annotation, molecular function: protein binding. Bases 1 to 1074 code for a protein of 357 amino acids. The transcript has a single exon.
AUGGAGAAAGGGCAAGGGAUAUCAGAAUUUUCACUUCCUCAAGAAAUAAUCUUCCAGAUACUUAAGCAGCUUCCUGUAAAAAGUUUGUUAAGAUUGAGGUGUGUUUCGAAACUUUGGUGCUCCAUUAUUGACGAUCCCUUUUUUGUUCAGUCACACCACAAUCGCUCCCAUACUCGUCCUGGUGGUAUCAGUAUCCUCCACUCUAGGAUAAACGACGACGACGAUACUUGUAGACUCGAGUUGGCAGACCCCGAGGUUGAUUCAGUCCAGCACAUUCUAAAUUUGCCUCACCUAAGAUAUCGAAAUCUACAGUAUCACAAUGGCCUCAUCUGUAUAGAAAACUGCAUAUUAAAUCCUAGCACACGAGAAUGCAUAAUCAUCCCACCACCAUCCAUUAGUAAGACUAAAGCUUCCUUCGAGGAAUACUUCCUAGGGUUUGAUUCUUCAGCUAACAAACCCAAAGUCCUUUACAGACGCUCUAUUAUUACUAAACUACACCCUCCAGUAAGACUUGAGUGCAAGAUUCUGACGCUCGGCACCAACUCCUGGAGAGACAUUGAUGGUUCCAUCAAUUCUUAUUGGAAAUCCAGUCUUUCUUGUUGCAUUGCAGGUGUUAUAUAUUGUAUAUAUUGUUUAGAUCGUAAAUCGGAUGAAAAUGUGUUGAUGGCUUUUGAAGUGGAACACGAGAAGUUUUCAGUCAUGUCUCUCCCGGAAGGCGCAAAUUCUGCCUGUUCUUUAGUACAGGUUGGAGAACGUUUGGCUCUGAUGGACUUUGAUAGGAAGACAAUUUGGAUAUCGGAAGACUGCCACAAGCAACUGUGGAACAAACAGAGCCUCAAAAUGAUGUACAAGGGGGAGCCACUAAUAAAUAAGUAUGGUGUGUCCAUGAUACCAUACGGUACCAUUCAUACCUCAGAGAUAUUAGUCGGCUUAUUUUUCUCAUCCAAAGAGACACCGAAACUGUCUUAUUACGAUUUAGAAAGUAAAAAGUUAAGGAUCCUCAAAAAAGAGGCUCCGCAUGUUCGCUCCUGUACCAAAUACGUGGAGAGCUUAUUUCGGUUGAAAGGGUUGUGA